AUGCAUAUCGAGUCGAUUCCCAUGUGGACCGGUACCGGUAACAAUUAUGCAUAUCUCAUCUCAGACGAUGCGACCAAGGAUGCUAUGGUGGUAGAUCCGGCACAUCCACCAGAGGUGAUUCCGGUACUUACAUCCCACGCAGAAGACGGCAAGAUUAAUCUAAAGGCAAUCAUAAACACUCAUCACCACCAUGAUCACGCAGGUGGGAAUGAAGGGAUUCUCACACAAUUUGGCAAACUGUCGGUGAUUGGCGGUAAAGACUGUGCCCAUGUCACCCAAACUCCCGGGCACAAAGAGAAGUUCAAGAUUGGGGAGCGGAUCACUGUUACCGCUUUGCAUACCCCUUGUCAUACCCAAGACAGCAUCUGCUAUUUCGCAGAGGACGGGGAUGAGCGUGUCGUAUUCACCGGCGAUACGUUGUUUAUCGGGGGGUGCGGAAGAUUUUUUGAAGGCAAUGCAGCUGAAAUGCACAAGGCACUGAAUGAAGUGCUUGCUUCGCUCCCGGAUGAUACUAAAGUAUACCCUGGACAUGAAUAUACCAAGUCGAAUGUGAAAUUCUGCGCCACGGUCUCCCAGUCGGAUGCCGUAAAGAAGCUUGAAGAGUUUGCCAGUAACAACCAGCAAACCCAAGGGAAAUUCACUAUUGGUGAUGAGAAGCUCCAUAAUGUCUUUAUGCGUGUCACAGACCCUGAAAUUCAUAAGGCAGUAGGAGCCUCUGAACCGGUCGAGGUCAUGAACCGUUUGCGAGAGAUGAAGAACAGCAUGUAG
Molecule: messenger RNA, 768 nt
Organism: Nannizzia gypsea CBS 118893
Lineage: Eukaryota; Fungi; Ascomycota; Eurotiomycetes; Onygenales; Arthrodermataceae
Product: glyoxylase
Exons: 9
Coding region: 1-768 (255 amino acids)
Molecular function (GO): hydroxyacylglutathione hydrolase activity
Source: RefSeq, a predicted model, not a curated record